Messenger RNA from Actinia tenebrosa (Australian red waratah sea anemone), 1574 nucleotides. RefSeq names its product brevican core protein-like. NCBI's taxonomy places the organism in Eukaryota, Metazoa, Cnidaria, Anthozoa, Actiniaria, Actiniidae. Gene Ontology annotation, cellular component: perineuronal net; synapse. The record is from RefSeq and is a predicted model, not a curated record. Gene Ontology annotation, biological process: central nervous system development; positive regulation of neuroblast proliferation; glial cell differentiation.
UUUGGUUUACCCCCUGCAUGUGAGCAUGCUCAUCAGGGGUAACUUCCCAUACCUUAAUGAAUGCUUAUAAGUAAGCAGGAAGGAUAAUGUACUGUUUAUUUUGUAAUGCUUCGUAAGUUUUAUCUUCGAAAUUAACUGAGAAUUUACAGCAAUGCUAUUCGCAGGAACGUUCCUAUUAUUGGCAUUUAUAAUAAUUGUAAAUGGUACUUGUUCCCCUAAGAGGGAAGAAUUCAGUUCUGCCAUAAACGAUCAAGUCCUUGUUGGACCAAGUAUUGGUUCAGUUUCGGUACCGUCAGAGUACGUGUGUCAGUGGCAAUGCAUCCUCACCAGCCAUUGCAGCAUGUUCAACUAUGGACCAAAUGGAGAGUGUGAGGUCCUUGACAGUCGAUCUCAAAACUUUGUCAUUCAAAUCAGGACGGGAUGGUUCUUUAAGGCACAAAUGUGCCAUCAAGAUGUUUGUCAAAAUGGAGGAACAUGUUUUUCUACCAGCGAGGGCAACGCCACAUGCGUUUGCAAGGAAGGGUUUACAGGAGACAGAUGUCAAAACCUCCCUCCCUGUUUCGAUGGAUGGCAUCAUUUUGAGGGAAAGUGUUACAAGCUUUUCCUGGACCGCGUGGUGAUGAGUGUUGCUGAGCAGAAUUGUUUUGCCCAAGGAGGUCAUCUUGCUUCCAUCCACAGCAUGCGAGAAAACGAAUUCAUAUACAUAACAGUAAUAAAUAGGAUGGCAGGAAAAUGGAUUGGUUACAAUGAUAUUGCUAGCGAAGGCACCUUCGAAUGGACUGACGGUGAGCCUUCAGUCUUUCAAUAUUGGCAUUCGAACGCACCUAACAAUAAUAACGAGCAGGACUGCGUACUGAUGUCUGCUGCGAUAUAGGAUCAGUAGGGCACUGGGAUGACGUACAAUGUACACUAGAAAAACCAUACAUCUGUAAAAAGAACAGUAAUUAAGAAUCAGAUUAAUAGCCCACUUCCGAGAUAUACUUUGCUUGUCACACACAAAGGUUUCAGUACGAGGCUACGUGUUAAAUUUAUUCUUUUCUCUUGUUACUUCACUGAGCAUUAUGAACUAAGCCUCACACUGAAACCUUUGUAUGCAAGAAGUGAAGCAUGUCUCGGAAGUGGACUAUUAAUCUGGGUUCCAGACCGGGCUCUUUCGAUCCAGUGGUCCUUGGAAAACUACGACCGAGAAGCACUGGAGCGAGGGAGCAUGUAGAACCCAGGCUUAGUUGUUUAAAAAGYUCAAUUAGCGCUAAUCUAGGAUUUAAUAGCCUAAUCAAAGUUUUUUCCGUUGUUCAAAGCACGAUUAAUGUUUAUCUAGGAUUAAUUUGUGGUUUUACGAAGUGUCUAAAUGACCGGCAGACGGUCACAGAACUCAAAUGACUAAAUGGCCGGCAGUCGAAUUAAAAAAAAAAAUCAAGGUUAUACAAACUAAAUUCCAAACCUAAUGCUCCUACCUCGAUAAAGAACCGCCAAUCGAUUGCAUUUCUGGUUCUAGAACGAAAAAAUCGUGCUUCGUUUGCGGCCGGCAUAUUUUUCGUCACAUAUGCACACUGCCGGUCACAGAACUCAAAUGA